Molecule: messenger RNA, 1527 nt
Organism: Saprolegnia diclina VS20
Lineage: Eukaryota; Oomycota; Saprolegniomycetes; Saprolegniales; Saprolegniaceae
Exons: 3
Coding region: 1-1527 (508 amino acids)
Source: RefSeq, a predicted model, not a curated record
AUGAAGUCGACCGUCGCCAGCCCCGUAGACCCGCGCUUCGUGGACGACGACCUGCUUCUAUGCACCGUAGCGCUGCCCGCCACGCCGAGCUCGGAUGAGGAGGCCGACCGCAUGACCCGGCGGCGGCUCACGAUGCGCAAGCACCGGGCGAAGCGCAAGACGCAGCUCCACGACCUCCGAACGCAGACGCAGGCGCUGCAGCUUCACUUGCACGCACUGCGAGAGCGUCAGAGUAUCCAACAUCUCUUGAACCCACCAGGGCCGUGGUACAACCUCAUGCUCUCGGAGAAGGUGCGUUGUCGCGAGGCCCACGCGGAGAACGACCGGUUGCGGCACCUCGCGCAGCAGCACUUGGCGCUCUCCAGGACCUUGUCGAGCCUCUUGGAGCAGCCCACUCUUCACACCCCAUUGACAUCGCCUCGUUGUCUUCCGUCCGAAGCCGACCGCCGUGCCCCAGUCAUGCACGCGAUCCUCGACGCGACCUACCGAAAGCUCUGGGGAGCCUUCGUGGAAGCUCGCUUGAUUGACGCGACCGAGACGACGCAUCACCAUGCAGCCCAGUGCACGGCGACGGGCGACGUCGAGUUCCACACGAUCGUGUACCACGAUACGCCGCACGACCUCACCACCGCGGUCGAAGGCGGCUGGCGACUGCACCAAGGAGCGCUUGUGCUCGACAGCCUCGACCACCUUUGCCGCAGCGUCGAUGAAGUCGACAGCUGCGUGACCUACGUCACAGGCUGGAUGGACUUGCCCGAUGUCGGCCACUUCCAGCGCCGCGUGCUCUGCAAGCGCUAUGCACCGUCGCCGACGACGUGCGCGAUUGUAUGUCAGAGCGUCGAGGCCGACGACGCGAUGCCGUUUGACGCGUCGAGCCCGAUCCUGACGGAGAAAUCCUGGCUGCUAUUUGAAGCAAACGGAAAAGGCGGAACAACGGUCAAGUUUUUUCAGAAGCAGCGCCCGCUCAGUGGCACUGUUCCUGGCGCAUGGGUCACCGCACUCGCCAAGCGCACCCAGGCGUACCAAGACGCAGUCCAUGGCUACAUGCGCCAGCUCGAGCCGCCCCCAACAGCAAGUAUCAUCUCGGACCUUUUCGUCCAGCUCAAAUCGUUCAUUUCUACUUUUCCCAUGCUCCUCCACGUCACCGAAGCCGACCUUUGCCUCGAGCUGACGCUGGCGCAGACGCUUGCGACCGUCUUUGUGUACCCUGGACCAAUCCCGCUGGCGUCCAUCGCUCGCGUCGAGCUGCCGACGGCGCUGCCGAGCCAACUCGAGUGCAUCUUUUCUCCCUUGCGCGUCGGUACCGUCGUUCCGUGCUUCUACGUCAACGGAACGUAUUUCGGCGUGUGCAGCAAGCGCGAGUACAUUUACUGCCGCCGAUCCGUCGACAACUGCCUCAAGAUCGACAUCAAAAAGUCGAGCGCCAGCAAAUACGCCUCGUGGUUCAUUCAGCUCGACGCGUCGCAGUCCGCCGCAGAGAUUAAGUACAUGAUCGACUCUGCAAUUAGCAGGCAGGAUGUUUGCUGA